AUGGUGCUCCUCACGAUGCGUCGUAUGCAGCCAGCUGCGAUGGCCAUGGCGCGCUCCUCUGCCCGCAACGGCCCCCGUGCCUCCCAGGUCGGACGCGCUCUGCGCUUCGAGCACAUGGCUCAUUUGAGCGCUGUGCAGCUCAUUCCCACGCACAACUUUGGUGGACGUUCGUUCUCCUCCACGCCGGCGACAAGCGUGUUGAAUGACGACAAGAUCGUUGCAGCCUCGCCCUCGGAGGCGGCGGGUCAGGCAAAAAAUGCGGCGGAGGAGGCGAUUGAAGCUGCGAGUAUGUUGCUUUUGCUGCACAAAUCCUGA
Messenger RNA from Phytophthora infestans T30-4, 315 nucleotides. RefSeq lists its product as uncharacterized. NCBI's taxonomy places the organism in Eukaryota, Oomycota, Peronosporomycetes, Peronosporales, Peronosporaceae. The transcript is spliced from 3 exons. The coding region runs from base 1 to 315 and encodes 104 amino acids. The record is from RefSeq and is a predicted model, not a curated record.